Molecule: messenger RNA, 1413 nt
Organism: Didymodactylos carnosus
Lineage: Eukaryota; Metazoa; Rotifera; Eurotatoria; Philodinida; Philodinidae
Source: the annotation of a GenBank genome assembly
AUGCAUGUAUGCUUAUCGUAUUAUGAACAAGAUUUAAAUGAUUUUAUACUUGGUGUACGAUUAGAAAAAAUGGCAUCAUUGUCUACUUUUCCAAAAUAUAGUAGUCACAGUGAAAUUGGAUUUUAUCCAGGACAAAAAUCACAACCACAACCACAGCUUAAACAUUAUCCAUUUGGAAGAAAUAGUCAAACAACAUUUGUUGAUGAAAAUGAACUACAGGAAUUAAUCACAAAAGGUCGAGCUCCAUCACCCAAUUUAGAUAUGAAUGCCCCGCCACCGAUUACGUCAAAUUAUAAUGCUAAUACUUUCCCAUCAUCCGCACAAUCUGAAUCAUAUACACAAAAUAGUAGUACUAAUUAUGCUACUAAUUAUACCCAACCUACACAAUAUCAAUAUCAAAGUAACCCUAACAUAAAUGGAACAUAUCAACCACAGCAACAACAGAACGGAGGAACAAAUUAUGAUUUUCAACGUUUCUAUGGACCUAAAAAUCAACAAAACACACCCAAUAUACAAACGAAUCCAACGAAUCCACAACAACAAUCAAUACCAAAUCCAAUCAAGGGAGAUGCACAUGAUCCAUUUCUACUAUUUGAUCCAAAUAAAGAGGGUCAAAAUGUGUUUAACGUCAUCCCGCAACAAGAAAUGUAUGAUCCAUGGGGAAGACCAGGUGCUGGUGCGCCAUUGAUUCAUUCCACGACUGGACAAAAAUUUACGCGUUACAGUGGAAGUUUACAAGAUAAAUUGAAUACGAGAGAACCACUAGGUUUUUAUCGACGUGUAUACCCAGAAAAUAUUGAAGAACAAAAACGAGAUUUGGAAUUAGAACAAUUAAGACGUCGUGAAGAAGAUAUUAUUCAGAAGUCAAACCAAGAUGAUCAAGAACGUCGAGUAACAUAUCAUGAUCUUUAUGUACCAUCACACUGGACGGCUGGUGAUACAGCUGAUUGGAUCAAUCAAUUGGAAAAUUAUCGAUAUCCAUUAAGAAAAUCAUUACCAACGACAGACACAACGAGAGAAAAUAUAGGUGCACGACGAUUUAAGUCUGAUGCUAGUCGUGUUCUUCAUGCCGAUUUAGUUCAACAAGCAGAAGAACGAGCUCGUUAUCAAAAAUUAAAUAAAAUGCAUAACAAUGUACAAGAUCUUCAACACACGGAAUCUAUGAAUAAUUGGUGGGGAAAAGGUGGUGGUGGUGCACCGGGUUAUACAAAUCGACGACAUAAUGUUGAUCAGAGUUUUGAAAAGCCAAGAAGCAGUUGGACAAAAGAUCAUACAGGACGUUUGAUAAUGACUGAACAAGAUCCCCAAGACAUUGUCAAAACUAUGCCGGUGUCUCAAACAGAUUUCUAUUAUCCAAAACAAAAACGUUUGAGCAAUCAUCGAAAUAAUUAUCAAAUCUAUGAAGAUUUGUAA